Molecule: messenger RNA, 3707 nt
Organism: Rattus rattus (black rat)
Lineage: Eukaryota; Metazoa; Chordata; Mammalia; Rodentia; Muridae
Gene: Oprm1
Product: opioid receptor mu 1
Exons: 5
Coding region: 674-1870 (398 amino acids)
Biological process (GO): neuropeptide signaling pathway; sensory perception of pain; G protein-coupled opioid receptor signaling pathway
Cellular component (GO): membrane; neuron projection
Molecular function (GO): morphine receptor activity; beta-endorphin receptor activity; G-protein alpha-subunit binding
Source: RefSeq, a predicted model, not a curated record
GAAGGCAUGGGAUCUGGUCCAAUGCUAUACGGGGACCAGAGUAAAGGACAAUACUAAUGGGUCUCCAGCCCCAUUUAAUUGCAUAUGGGCAGUUGAGUCGGAAGAGUGUUUAAGUAUAAGGGUCAUUGAGCUUAUAACAGAUCAAUGACUUUCCUAACUGAUGAAAACACCGACCUAAUGUAUGGUUGUUACAAAGAAACUUAGCUGUUCUUUUUCCCACCCUUCUCUGCAAUGUCUCUCCUUCUGUGCCCCCUUACCCCACUUUACACUCGUUUACACGGAAGUGCAUGGAGACCGACCGACCGAGGAGGCUGACUCUCUGAUUGCUUUGCGCAAAAUCCACUCCUCUCCUCCCUCCUCUCUAGCCUCUGGAUCCCUCGCAGCCCGCGCGCUCCCUCCCUUUCACCCAGAGAGUGGCGCUUUGGGAAGCUAGAGAUGCGCCUCUGUGUACUUCUAAGGUGGGAGGGGGCUACAAGCAGAGGAGAAUAUCAGACGCUCAGACGUUCCCUUCUGCCUGCCGCUCUUCUCUGGUUCCACUAGGGCUGGUCCAUGUAAGAAUCUGACGGAGCCUAGGGCAGCUGUGAGAGGAAGAGGCUGGGGCGCGUGGAACCCGAAAAGUCUGGGUGCUGCUCUCAGUUACAGCCUACCUAGUCCGCAGCAGGCCUUCAGCACCAUGGACAGCAGCAUCGGCCCAGGGAACACCAGCGACUGCUCAGACCCCUUAGCUCAGGCAAGUUGCUCCCCAGCACCUGGCUCCUGGCUCAACUUGUCCCACGUUGAUGGCAACCAGUCCGAUCCAUGCGGUCUGAACCGCACCGGGCUUGGCGGGAGCGACAGCCUGUGCCCUCAGACCGGCAGCCCUUCCAUGGUCACAGCCAUUACCAUCAUGGCCCUCUACUCUAUCGUGUGUGUGGUGGGCCUCUUCGGAAACUUCCUGGUCAUGUAUGUGAUCGUAAGAUAUACCAAAAUGAAGACUGCCACCAACAUCUACAUUUUCAACCUUGCUCUGGCAGACGCCUUAGCGACCAGUACACUGCCCUUUCAGAGUGUCAACUACCUGAUGGGAACAUGGCCCUUCGGAACCAUCCUCUGCAAGAUCGUGAUCUCAAUAGAUUACUACAACAUGUUCACCAGCAUAUUCACCCUCUGCACCAUGAGCGUGGACCGCUACAUUGCUGUCUGCCACCCAGUCAAAGCCCUGGAUUUCCGUACCCCCCGAAAUGCCAAAAUCGUCAACGUCUGCAACUGGAUCCUCUCUUCUGCCAUCGGUCUGCCUGUAAUGUUCAUGGCAACCACAAAAUACAGGCAGGGGUCCAUAGAUUGCACCCUCACGUUCUCCCACCCGACCUGGUACUGGGAGAACCUGCUCAAAAUCUGUGUCUUUAUCUUCGCCUUCAUCAUGCCGGUCCUCAUCAUCACUGUGUGUUAUGGACUGAUGAUCUUACGACUCAAGAGCGUUCGCAUGCUAUCGGGCUCCAAAGAAAAGGACAGGAAUCUGCGCAGGAUCACCCGGAUGGUGCUGGUGGUCGUGGCUGUAUUUAUCGUCUGCUGGACCCCCAUCCACAUCUACGUCAUCAUCAAAGCGCUGAUCACGAUUCCAGAAACCACUUUUCAGACCGUUUCCUGGCACUUCUGCAUUGCUUUGGGUUACACGAACAGCUGCCUGAACCCAGUUCUUUACGCCUUCCUGGAUGAAAACUUCAAGCGAUGCUUCAGAGAGUUCUGCAUCCCAACCUCGUCCACGAUCGAACAGCAAAACUCCACUCGAGUCCGUCAGAACACUAGGGAACAUCCCUCCACGGCUAAUACAGUGGAUCGAACUAACCACCAGCUAGAAAAUCUGGAGGCAGAAACUGCUCCAUUGCCCUAACUGGGUCUCACACCAUCCAGACCCUCGCUAAGCUUAGAGGCCGCCAUCUACUUGGAAUCAGGUUGCUGUCCGGGUGUGUGGGAGGCUCUGGUUUCCUGGGAAACCAUCUGAUCCUGCAUUCAAAGUCAUUCCUCUCUGGCUACUUCACUCUGCACAUGAGAGAUGCUCAGACUGUAUCAAGCACUCAGAAAGAAGAGACUACAGGACACUCCUGAAUCCAGCUCAUGUACAGAACCAUCUGAAACACCCAGUGGACCACAAUGCUCUGUGGUAUGUGAAUUGCGACCAUCAUAGAAGGUGACCCCUCUCUAUGUAGAAUUUUUAUUUUUCAAGCAAAUACUUAUGACCUCAUCAAAGAAAAUAAUGUCACUUGUUAAAUUCACUGUAGUGAUACAUAAAGUAAAUGCUACCUCUGACCUCUGACCCAGUCACCUUCUGUAGAGAGUUCCAGUCCUUUUAGUCUUUUGUGAUGGAAUACAUCAUUUCCAACUUAAAACUUUCACCUUGAAGUUAUGGUAUAGUUAACACAUCAGGGGCACCUCCGUUUCUUGGUUUUGUAUUGUUUGAAAGAAGACAACAUCUUCCUCCUUAGCUGUGUGUUGAAAAUGAAAGGGAUUGAAAGCACAGUGUCAACUGCAGAAUGGUUGAUUCUCACUCUGAAAGGAUUUACUUCGAGUUAUAAUGUGGGAGUUAGGAGAGGGACUGUUUUUUCCUAAUUCCCGUGAUGUCCUCUAAGUGUUCACAAGGUCAAGUUCAUAAGGUCACCCAGUGAGUUCAUCAUGCUAUCAUUCUGAGCAGGAAGCCAAGAAUUUCGCUCUCUUCAUUUUUUUCAGGAAUUUCUCCACACUGCAUGCUCUUUUGUAUUAUUUUCCCUGAUGCCUUCUGAAACAGCACGAUCAAACAACAGAUGUUUUCCUUGAGUGCCAGGAAAGUUUAAGCACUUUUAAAAUAUGAAACCGAUAAACAUAAUUACAAGACAGACUCAACCGUAUAGGAAAAAACAUGUGAUGGGUUUUUCAACCCUAUAUUGUGACUUGAACAUGAAAUAUUAAGAGUACCCCAAACCUCUUUCCCUAAAGACUUGCAUUGAUGCAAUGUCAUAAUCAUUAUCUUGGUCUUUUUAAAUCUUGGCUAAAUAGCAAGAUUUCCUUGAUAUGAUAUCAAUCUUUCUUGAUUCGAUGUAGCUUCUCAAAGAAAAGUCUUCUCUAGUUUUCUUUGACAUAAUAUGCAGUUGAGAUUUGGUGGAAUCCCAUCUUUAGAUCUGGAGAAAUGGGUGAGCCAGGUGGCCCAUGCAAAGGAACGAACUUUGAACUUUUGUCAGCACUGAUUACAUGAAUUUUGUCAUCGUCUAUGGAGUUGGGAGUAGAAAAGAAAGGCUCUGGUUUCCUUACAAGGGUUCCAGAGACUAAAAGCAGCCAGCAGAUCCAACUAUACAAUGUACAUCCCUUCAUCUGUCUAACAGAUACCAAUAAACCCAAGAUAUCCAAAGGCAGUAUUUCUGGAAGACAGCUGUCAGGGGUCAGAAUAACUGAAUUUACUGUCUCAGCUCUGAUUGGCUGUAAUUACAUGGACCCAGUCAUGUAUCCAUUAGAAGAGGAAAAGGAGUUCUAAGAUAAGUGUUUUAAUGCUUCCUUUCAAUGAUGCCUCUAAUAACCUCCAUUUCUGAGACAUUACAUCCCAGGAUAAAUGGGCAUUACGUUGUACUUCUUACAUUUUCUCAUAGAAGUAAUUAAAACCAGAAUCUUCAAAAGAUUUAGAGUUUUAAAAGGACAAUGCAAUCAGACUCAUUAGGGAGAAAGAAAUAUCCACAUGGAAGUAUUGAAGAAGAGCAUUCCUG